AUGCCUGAUACCGCCAAGGACCGCAGACCUAAAAAGCCCGUGGUGCACUGCAUCGGCAGCCGGCCGCCAUUUGAGCCGCAGACUCGCUGCAAGGAUGCCACCGCUCUCCAGGCAGCCGAUGAGCUGUUGAGCAAGGAUGAUUUUGCCGGCGCGAUCCGUUCCUUCUUCCAAAUACCGGCCGGGGAUGACUACGUCUACCACGCCCUGGCCAGCGUCAAGCUGGACGAGGUACAGCGGGCUGUCGACGCGGGUGGAGCUGGAGGCCGCCAUGCUUGGUACAGAAGAAGCGAGGACGGUCAGCCUCUCCCGUCCCCACCACAAGCAGACGUCGAAGCCUACAUCUCCAUCUUCGACCCGGCAAAAUCCGCCCCCUCGGCGCUAAAGUCUUUCCUGUCCAAUGCAAAGAAAGACUCAAUCCGCCUGGCAUGCGCCACCCUCCUGGCCGAGAAGCGCUUCAUCCACCCCGCCCUCACCCAAUCCCUGACCAUCCCCAAGCUCCGCAAACCCAACACCACCGCCGCCGACACCCAACCCUCAAACCCUUACCUUAAAUUCUGGGCCUGGUCCUGCCGGCGACUGCAGUGGUGCGGGCCACACCCGACCACGGAGCGCGUGCGCAUGGCUCACCCGGUGCUUCCGGUGCUCAUGCACCACUUUGGCUGCGCCGUGCCGUCGCGCGAGGCCCUCGAGGUCCUGCGCAUCCUGGCCGCCGGCCGGACCGUCGCCGACGUCGGCUCCGGCAAUGGCUAUUGGUCCUUUAUGCUGCGGCGCCACGGCGUCCCCACCUUGGCCGUCGACAACGAGCAGUCGCUGUGGCGCGCCAACUGGAUAGACGACACCGUCAUCGACGACGGCGUCGCGUGGCUGCGUCGCCGGGAGCCGCCCGGCGGGAGGGAUUUGGUUCUGCUACUGGUUUACCCGGUCGUCGGCCAGGACGGCAAGGGCGAGUUCACACGCUCCCUCCUCGCCGCGUACGCCGGCGACACCGUCGCCGUCGUCGGGACGCAGAACCGCAACGGAUACACAGGCUUCGCAGGCAUGACUAUGGAUAAGUACAUGGAGCAGGAGGCGGCCAAGGACUGCGCCAGCAGCGAUAAAUGGGUGCGGGUGGCCCAGAUACCACUUCCCAGCUUUGCAGCAAAGCUCAUGUCUCUAGUUGAUACGCAAACAGAUGAAUCCUCAACAUAG
Molecule: messenger RNA, 1188 nt
Organism: Pyricularia pennisetigena
Lineage: Eukaryota; Fungi; Ascomycota; Sordariomycetes; Magnaporthales; Pyriculariaceae
Exons: 4
Coding region: 1-1188 (395 amino acids)
Source: RefSeq, a predicted model, not a curated record